Molecule: messenger RNA, 807 nt
Organism: Acaulospora morrowiae
Lineage: Eukaryota; Fungi; Glomeromycota; Glomeromycetes; Diversisporales; Acaulosporaceae
Source: the annotation of a GenBank genome assembly
ACCGCGACAACAUGAAGAAGGAAGCGUAAGCGAAUCAUCAAGAGUGCCGAAACUCAUAAAGGUACAGGAACCAAUGGUAAUCGUAGAAUCUCCCAAGGCAGUUGGUGUCAUCAAGAAGCCAAGGCGAAAGAGGUUGCCGUCAGUCGUCGAUACCCUAAAACCAUAUGAUAUUUCAGAGGAUAUCCUAUCCAUGAAAGCGAAUGCCACAUUCGCGCAGUUACUGAAAUAUCCUGACCAACAACGCAACCUGUCGAAAAUUUUGAAAAGAGCCAAACCGCCAGAAGAGACGAACCAAGUAAGCUCGGCAGAUAUGUUGAAAACGACGGCCGCCAAAUGCUACGUACGAGUCGGAGACAAGACGAUGGUGGCUGUUUUGGACACUGGUGCAGCGGUAAGUAUAAUAACCAAGAGACUAGCGGAUAAGCUUCGCCUGACGAUAAAUGAGAAAUCUACGUCUGUGGUCGUCACGGCGAACAGAACCAGGGAAAGGACCUUGGGAAAAAUAAAAGAUGUAGGAAUAACAAUCCAGGGAGUAACUAUCCCCGUAAAACUACGAGUUAUAGAGUCAAGAGACGAAACGCUCUUGCUAGGAACCGAUUGGUUCCAGAAGACUAAAGCGCGGAUACACUUCGACGAGCAGAAGAUAUUUUUAAGGUACCAAGGGAAAGAAUUGGAGAUACCCAUCUCGCACAACGGUGUUGAAGAGCUGACGCGACCGGACGAGUCGGAAGAGAGCGACUAUGAGAGUGGAGGUACUUACGGCGAAUUCGAAUAUGAAAGCGAGGAAGUGGAGGAAGAAGAAGGAUA